AUGCAUCUCUCUCCCACCGCAGAUUUCCUGGGGAAGGAAGAAACCCACUUUGAGCACCUGGCGGAGCUCCGAGGGAUCCCCUACCGGAGCAGUUUGCAGCAGCCCAGUUCUGGCUACUCCCGCCUGCUGACCCCCAUUCUGGAACAGCUGUUCAAAAGCAGCUUUCAGAACUCGCCCCUGGACGGCAGCUGCUCCAGGUGUACCGUCUUGCAGUACAGGGAGGUCAAUGGCAGCCUCAUCGUCCGCUUCCACCUCUGCUUCUCUGCACCACCACCCAGCCCUGGCAUGGAAGAGGACAUCCUGAGGCGGGGACUGGCAGCGGCCGUGGGCAUCGAGGGCAUCAGGGUGCCCGCCCAAGGCACCAUCUCAGCUGCCUCCCUCUUGGGAAGCUGUCCGGGGGAGGCCUUUGCCUGCCGCAACGGCCAGUGUGUGGCCUCAGGAAGUGUGCAGUGCGAUGGGCAGAAAGACUGCCCGGAUGGCUCUGACGAGGCCGAGUGUGACUGUGGGACCCGGCCAGCCAUGCGGUCCGCCACCCGGAUCGUGGGGGGAUCAGAGGCGCUACUGGGCGAGUUCCCAUGGCAGGUCAGCCUGAGAGAGAGCAAUGAACACUUCUGUGGGGCAGCCAUCCUGACGGCCAGCUGGCUGCUCUCCGCUGCACACUGCUUCAACGAGUUCCAGGAUCCCCGCACCUGGAUGGCGCAGGUGGGCAGCGUCUGGCUGAGUGAUGGUGAGGGCAACCGGGCACAGGCCAAGGUGCUGCGCAUCCUCCGGCACCCUUCCUACAACACGGAGAGCGCUGACUACGAUGCAGCCCUGCUGGAGCUGGCAGAGCCCCUCGCCUUCAGCAAAUACGUCCAGCCCGUGUGCCUGCCAGCCCCCUCCCACCGCUUCCCCCCUGGCAGGAAGUGCCUCAUCUCCGGCUGGGGGUACCUGAAGGAAGACUUCUUGGUGAAGCCGGAACUGCUGCAGAAAGCCACAGUGGAGCUGCUGGAUCAGGCUCUGUGCAGCAACCUGUACGGCAGCAGCGUGCUCACCGACCGGAUGAUGUGUGCCGGCUAUCUGGAGGGCAAGAUCGACUCUUGCCAGGGGGACUCCGGGGGCCCGCUGGUCUGCCAAGAGCCCUCCGGGCGCUUCUUCCUCGCGGGCAUAGUCAGCUGGGGCAUCGGCUGUGCGGAGGCCAGGCGCCCAGGCGUUUACACCCGUGUGAUCCGGCUCCGGGACUGGAUCCUCGAGACCACGGCUGCAUCCAGGGGCCCCACCACCUCAACCAUCCCGCUGGGCCCUGGGCUUCCUCAUCCAGACCCAACCCUGGGCGCAAGCGCAGCCGGCCUGCAGCACCCCAGCUCCACCCCCAGCUCUGCCUCCCUGGCCCCAAGCAGGCCGGCAGCCCCAGGCCCCCAACCCUCAGAGUGCGGUCGGCGGCCUGGUUUCUCCAAGCCCACGAAAAUUGUGGGUGGCCUGGAAGCGUCCCGUGGGGAGGUCCCUUGGCAAGUCUCCCUGAAGGAGGGUCUCCAGCAUUUCUGUGGAGCUGCCAUCAUUGGGGAGCGAUGGCUGCUUUCAGCUGCACAUUGUUUCAACAACAUCAAGGUGGGACACCUCACUGCCUUUGCGGGCACCACCUCACUCUCAGCCAUGGACAGCUCUUCUGUGAAGGUCGGCAUCCAACAGGUGGUGCUCCACCCUUCUUACAAUCCCACCCUGCUGGACUUUGACAUAGCAGUGCUGGAACUGGCCAGGCCGCUGCGCUUUGGCAAAUACAUCCAGCCCAUCUGCCUCCCGCUGGCCAUCCACAAGUUCCCCGUGGGCAGAAAGUGCCUGGUCUCGGGCUGGGGCAGCCUCCAGGAUGGCAACGCUUCUCAGCCCGAGAACCUGCACCGAGCCGCAGUUGGGAUCCUUGAGCAGACGACCUGCGAGGGACUGUACAACGUCUCCCUCUCGGACCAGAUGAUCUGCGCAGGGUUCCUGGAGGGGCAGGUGGACGCCUGCCAGGGGGACUCGGGGGGACCACUGGCGUGCGAGGAGACCCCUGGAACCUUCUACCUGGCUGGGCUUGUAAGCUGGGGUGCUAGCUGUGGGCAGGCCAAGAAGCCGGGGGUCUACGCCCGGAUCACCAAGCUCAAGAACUGGAUCCUAGGCAUCAUUUCACCCCGUCUCAGCACCGCAGGGCCCCUCAGACCCGGGACCACCUCUGCCUCCACCGCCUCUGGCCUGGAGCAAAGGCCUACACGGCUUGGCCCAAGCGCUGGCCCUACCAUCUUGACCACACCCGGGCUGGCAGUCAGUGCCCCCAAGGCCACCCAGCCGCCAGCCGUGCCAUGCACCCCGUCCACAUUCAAGUGCUCCAGCAAGGUCUGCAUCGGGAAAGCAAACCCCGAGUGUGACGGCACCGUUGACUGCAACUGCGGCUUGGCCCCCGCUGCAGCCUUCAGCAAGAUCGUGGGGGGCAGCAGCGCAGCGCAGGGCGAGUGGCCGUGGCAGGCGAGCCUGUGGUUGCGGCGAAGGCAGCACUCGUGCGGAGCUGUGGUGAUCGCCGAGCGGUGGCUGCUCUCUGCUGCCCACUGCUUCGACAUCUACAGCAACCCCAAGAUGUGGGUGGCUGUCCUGGGGACGCCCUUCCUGAGUGGCCUCGAUGGGCGAGCAGAAAAGAUCGCUCGGAUCCACAAGCACCCCUUCUACAACGGCUACAUGCUGGACUACGACGUGGCUCUGCUGGAGCUGGCGGCCCCCCUGCGCUACACCAGCGCCGUCCGGCCCAUCUGCCUCCCAGACCGCACCCACGUCUUCAGCGAGGGCAGGCCCUGCGUCAUCACCGGCUGGGGCUCCACCAGAGAGGGGGGCUUCGUGACCACACGUCUGCAAAAGGCUGAUGUUCAGGUGAUCCCGGAGCAGGACUGCCGGAGCUUCUACCCCGUCCAGAUCAGCAGCCGGAUGCUCUGUGCUGGCUUCCCACAGGGGGACGUCGACAGCUGCUCGGGAGAUGCAGGUGGCCCCUUGGCCUGCAGAGAGCCGUCUGGCCGCUGGUUCCUGGCAGGCAUCACCAGCUGGGGCUACGGCUGCGCCCGGCCUUCCUUCCCUGGGGUCUAUGCCAAGGUGACAGCAGUCCGAGGCUGGAUUGCACAGAACCUCAAGGCGUAA
Messenger RNA from Protobothrops mucrosquamatus (brown spotted pit viper), 3135 nucleotides. It is a transcript of the gene TMPRSS9, whose product is annotated as transmembrane serine protease 9. Bases 1 to 3135 code for a protein of 1044 amino acids. The record is from RefSeq and is a predicted model, not a curated record. NCBI's taxonomy places the organism in Eukaryota, Metazoa, Chordata, Lepidosauria, Squamata, Viperidae. Gene Ontology annotation, biological process: proteolysis. Gene Ontology annotation, molecular function: serine-type endopeptidase activity; protein binding. The transcript has 17 exons.